Molecule: messenger RNA, 2575 nt
Organism: Trematomus bernacchii (emerald rockcod)
Lineage: Eukaryota; Metazoa; Chordata; Actinopteri; Perciformes; Nototheniidae
Gene: ykt6
Product: YKT6 v-SNARE homolog (S. cerevisiae)
Exons: 8
Coding region: 240-836 (198 amino acids)
Biological process (GO): endoplasmic reticulum to Golgi vesicle-mediated transport
Cellular component (GO): Golgi apparatus
Molecular function (GO): SNAP receptor activity
Source: RefSeq, a predicted model, not a curated record
CCGUUUCAGGAUCGUGACGUGGUGAUUGGUCAUAUUGAAGACUACUUGGUUAGUGUCAACAACAGUGUGAUAAAGCCACAUUACGGCUGCUUUAUAUGUCAACAAGUUUCAGUUGAUGUGGAAUAAACAGUUUAUUCGGUUGUUUGGACGGUAACCCAACGGUUUGCUGCUGAUUUGUCUGAUCAUCAGGGUGAUCGUAUCUGCUGUGACUGACUGACCAGGACUCUCACGGCGGCAGCAUGAAGCUCUACAGCAUCAGCAUCCACCACAAAGGAGGGACCAAAGCCAACCUCCUCAAAUCGGCCUACGACCUCUCCUCCUUCAGCUUCUUUCAGCGCUCCAGUGUUCAGGAGUUCAUGACCUUCACCAGUGCCUUGAUUGUUGAACGGUCAUCACAAGGAAGUCGUGCCUCUAUCAAAGAGCAAGAGUACCUGUGCCAUGUGUAUGUAAGAAAUGACAACCUGAGUGCUGUGGUCAUCGCAGAUACUGAAUACCCACAGAGAGUCUGUUUCACAUUGCUAGACAAGGUAUUAGAAGAGUUCUCCAGGCAAGUGGACAGUAUAGAAUGGCCCUCUGGUAAUCCUGACACCAUAAACUACAAAGCCUUGGAUAUUCACCUUUCUAAAUACCAGAACCCCAAAGAAGCAGAUGCAAUGACCAAAGUGCAGGCAGAGCUGGAUGAGACAAAGAUCAUUUUGCACAACACCAUGGAAAGUCUUUUGGAGAGAGGAGAGAAAUUGGAUGAUCUUGUGGCAAAGUCGGAGCACCUUGGAAACCAAUCCAAAGCCUUCUACAAGACUGCACGGAAACAGAACUCCUGCUGUGAAAUCAUGUGAUGCCGCUGCCUCGUCCUCGAGGACACGCCUCUCUCUGCCUUUCUGAUUUUCCUACAACUCCCACCAGCCACCAGCCACCAGCUCUCAACACAAAGGACAGAAAGGACGCUUUCAUCCGGGUCAGGAGGUUAGGAUAACAGCAUGAAAAGGUGGAAAUAUGACCUGUCCAGACUGAGACUGAUGGGGGCUGAAGUGUUGGGGUUUGGUCUGGGGAAGAAGUAACAUUUGAUUUUUUUUUUUUACCCCUCAAAGGGUAAACAUCUUGUGGUGUUUCAAUACCAGCUGCAGACAUAAUAGUGUGACGUUGUGUAUCGGUGAUGUAUUGUAUAAACGUCCUCAAACCAUUUAAUGUUAUCAGAUUGAAACGAAUCCUCAUAGUUUGAAUUCAAUUAUUAAAAUUCUUAACCACAAUUGUGCUUCUGCUUCAAAACAACUCUGACAAUCACAAAGUCUUAUGUAGUGAUUUCUAAAGAUGCGUCACCGUUAAACCGUUUUUUCUUGCAGGCAUAACCUUUGUUGCCCACUAGGUGGCCCUGUUUAUUUACUUGUAUUCCUCCAAUGAGCCUCAGUAUCGAGGUCAAUUUAAAAACUCUAAAGUGAGCCAGGACAACGGGUGGCUGCUUGGAUGUGUGAUAUCAGAAUCUCACAGAAUUUUACAAUGAUUUUGAAAAUGUAUUCUACUGGAUUAAGUUACAUGAUUUCUUUGAUUUUUCUCUGUCUCAUAGUGUUAAAUGAAACUUUAAACAUUCCCACUUUGGGUGAGUGCGUAAUGAAUGAUGGUGCAUCUUAAAGCUGUUAGGAAGGGAGGAAAGAUGCUUUCUUCAUAAAUGCAGCUUGCGGCUAACAUGCAACCCUGUGUGCUGUUGUAAAAAUGAUGUGUUCUCACGAAAAGGACAGCACAACAAGCUGUUCUACUUAACAUACUGUAGCCAUGCUUUUCACUAAGUUAACCGCCAAAUGCAACACUUUUUUUAGAGUUCAAGAGCACACUCAGACCUCUGCAGGGGGGGGCCGUCUGUUCCUCUCAAACCCUGGAUCUAUUUACCAUCACUUAUUGUGAUUCUGAGAAACCUCGACUGCUGAUGCACUCUCUGACUUCUUAUUGUUGAAUGUCUGAAAAAUGGUCAGACAAAUUGGAGGAUUUCACAUCCAACUCAUAUUUUAACACACUCCACAAUUUACUUCCUAAUUUUCUUAUUUUUACUGACAGCACUGCUUACUUUGUAUGCAGAAAUGUCUCUUCAGGAACUGCUGAUCAGUUUAGAGAUAGAGAUGCCUUGGGUUUUGUAUUUGUAUAUGUUUCACUGCUCUCUUUCAGCUGUGUGUGUAUGAUUUGUUGAUAUACAACAUAUGCAGGCUGUAUUGGUGUUGAGUGCCUGUGUGAGGACUGGUGUGUAUUUGUGUGUGUGAUCUGAAUUGCUCUUUCUGCUUUUACAGUGUAAACGUUUGUGCAAUAUCUGCAGACUGAUGGUAUAUUUCUCUUAAAGUGGAAAGGAUACAUUUAAAUAAUUUCUCAUAGAGGAAGGUGAAUUAACCUUUGAAUAUGCUUUGUCCUUAUCACUAACUCCCAUGUGAAGCGUGUCGAGGGAUGUUCCUAAGAUUUGAUUAACUGCUUUUUUUUUCAAAAUGUCCUCAAUUCAUGUGCUAAAUUUGAACAUCUGUGUGUAACAGUCCACAUUAAAUGUUUUGAUUCUGAUGUGGUCUGCAAAAUUAAAACCAAGACUUCAGAUAAACUGUUA